Messenger RNA from Gryllus bimaculatus (two-spotted cricket), 525 nucleotides. The record is from the annotation of a GenBank genome assembly. Lineage: Eukaryota; Metazoa; Arthropoda; Insecta; Orthoptera; Gryllidae.
AUGGCUUUCGCGAACGCGCGCGCGCGGCGGUGCUGGCCCCUGGCGGCGGGCUUCGACAGUCCACGCGCGGGCCUCCUGGACGCGGCCAGUCUUGCGCUGUGUGUCGGUGCGGGAGGCCGUGUGUCGCUCGGUGCGCUGAGGUGGAAGUUGACAGACAGGAGAGUUGACGCCGCAGCAGCUCGACGAAGCACCGAGCGGAACGGAGCGGAUUACCCUGACGCAGGACCGGCCGCGGCGCUAACGGUGCCUGGAGGUCAGGCGGUGGCCGCUCUCUGCAUCUGGCGGCCGGCGCCGCAGCAUUCCUGCGCCCGAGGCCCAGGGGCGCCGCUGGACGGCGGGCCGAUUCAUGCGUAUGGUGGCAAGGGUGGGAUAGUGAAUGCUAUAGAGUGGGCGGGAAAUGGAAAUGGGAAGGGGGCGCGGGCGGGGUCGCAGACGUUGGGUCAGAUGGCGUCGGACUCGGGUCGAUUGAUGGGGGGCAACGGGGUUGUCGACGGUGGACCACUGGAUGGCGACCAUGGACGGUAG